GAGAGAAAGAAGGAGAAAGAAAGGGUGCGAUGAGUCGGGGGACCGCGGAGAGGUCGCGAUCGCGAUCGUGAAACGCCAAACUGACAGCAGUCUGUAAAGAUGGCCCCCUAAUUGAGUCGCGUUCGGUCACAAUCAACAGGUCGCCAACCAUCCGCGCUCGGUUCUACGUUCAACGCGUGUCGGUUCACAAGUGCCUACAGAGAAUGCAAAUCGUGCCCAAGUGAUAGUGAAAAAAGGAUCGAAGCAAAGUUUGCGUUGUUUGCAUAGUGUGUUUGUUUGUGUUCGAAAGGUUGUGAGCGAAAGUGUAUUUUCCCGUGUGUGUGUGUGUGUGUGUGUUGUUCACCAGCGGAAAGCAUCCAAAGCAGAGUGGUUGCGUCGAUGGUUGGACGGAGUGCGCGUGCAGGUGUGUGCGUUAGUGGAUACACACAUACGUGAUCGAAUAAUAAUGAUCGCCAAGGGCCACUUGCUGCGGUUGCUGUUGUUGUUGCAUCGACGUCAGCGAAGGUGCUCUCGGGUGUCGUCGCUGUAGUGUGUGCAUCGGAAGAAGAGUGCACCCCUUGAUCCUAGUAUACCGUUCCACUACCUACCACACCGAUGCAUCUCGAAGCAAAGUAGUGCUCCCUGAAUGAUCUACAGAGGAAAAAUCAGCCACACAAAUGAGGAAAGGACGGUGAAACGACCACGACGACCAAGUUAAAGCAGCAGCAGCAGCGUGUGUUGGUGCAAUUGUUUACAUACGAUCCCGCCGAAGAGGAGGAAGGGAGAGGUGCAAAAAGGCACAGGAGGUCGCUCGCACCAUGUUGACGCUACUGACGGAGCUGCGCUUUUGGUCCACCAGGGAGGACAUCACCAUCCAGGAUACGGAUCUGGGAACGACCAAGUACUGUGAGAAAAAAGCGGACCCCGGCCGAACGGUGCUGAGCGAGGGCAAACGAAGCUACUGCGAAUCGCGCGGCCUCAAAUGGACGCUGGACAACAAGAAGCCGAACAAGCUGCGCCACUCGCUGCGCCUGCUCGAGGACGAACUGCGCCAGCGGCGGCUCGUGUACUGCAAGUGGAAGAACAGCGUGCUGCUGCAGCUGAUGCUCGCGAACGGGCUGCUGGUGCACCUGUCGAUCAAUCCGUUCACCGGCGACCUGAACCGCAUCUACUUCGACAAGUAUCUGAUCGGGAAGCUGUGCUCGGAGCACAUUACCGAUGUGGUCAUCACGCAGCACCACAUACUGGUGGCGUACACAGAAAAUCAGAUCACGUUCGUGCAGCUGCAGAAGCCGACCGCGCGUAAAAACAACCUCGAGAAGAUUAGCCUGAUGGAUCCAAAGAUUUGCAACGUGCUGCUGAGCGGCACGGGAUCGACGACGCGCAAGGUGCCGAAGCGGCUGGUCUGCAGCAGCAGCCUCAAUCUCGUGAUCGUGUGGACCAAAUCGUCCCAGAACGAGGUGUACCCGUGGCGGCCGACGGUGAAGGAUCAGGAUCGAGCCAACCUGCACGUGUACAAGCUGAACGGGGCACGGAUGGAGCUGCUGUGCUACUACUGGACCGAGUACGAUCCGAUCUCGGUGCAGUUUUCCCUGAUGAACGACUACCAGGUGCACUGUGUGGAGCAGAAAAUUUCCAAAAAGGGCGAAGUCACGAUCGACAGCUGCAUCUAUCAGAUCAACAAGAGCAAAAUGCGCCGUGUGGCGGUCACGUCCAUACCGCUGCAGACGCAGGUUUGCUGCAACGCCCUCAGCCCGGACCACGAGAAGCUUAUGCUCGGCUGUAUCGACGGGUCGGUCGUACUGUUUGACGAGGGUCGCGGCAUAACUCAUCUCGUAAAAGCCGCCUUCAUUCCUACAUACGUUGCGUGGCACAGUGACUCAUCGGUGGUAAUGAUCGCGAACGAAAAGUGUCAGCUGCAGUGCUUCGACAUUGCGCUUUCCUGCGUCCGGAUGCAGCUGCUGAGCGAAACGCAGGACGGCAUACCGUCCGGCACGUUCGAUCUGUCCAACUACUUUCUCGGCCACCAUGCACCGUCGAUUCAGCUGGGGCGGCUGUGCUGGAGCAAAAAGCCGGAGCUGGCAAGCCAUGGCGAACCGUACGCCACGACCGAUUCGUUUCUGUUCUGCGCUUUCGAGCAGGGACCGCUCGCGUGCGUGCGUGUCGUCGGCGGAUCCGGCCUCAAGGGUGACGUGCACACGUCCGGCCUGACCGCGGACGUGCUCGUGCACAAGUACAUCUCGCUGAACCAGGUGGAAAAGGCGAUCAACAUACUGCUCAGCCUGAACUGGGACACGUACGGUGCGAUGUGUUUGCUUUCGCUGCACCGCAUAGCGAACUACAUCUUCAAGCAACCGCUCGGGACGGAGCGGGAGCUGCAGCUGCAGAAAGCGCUCGGCAGCUUUCUGGUGCCGGUCAAGUCGCUCUGCUACGAGACGGAGCUCGAGUUUGGCGAUCAGGUGAACGAUAUUACGCUCAAGUUCUUCCACUAUCUGCUGCGCAAUCGUUCGUACAACAAGGCGUUCAGCCUGGCCAUCGACAUUAACGAUGCGGAUCUGUUUCUGAAGCUGCACGACAAGGCAAAGGUGGACGGGGAUGUGGAGCUGGCGCGAGAGGCGCUCCGGAAGGUGGACGAUAUCAACCGAAUAUGCACCGAUCGCAGCGAUAGUGAGCACUCCCUCUGUUCCAACUCGUCCUGCUCCCUGUGUGCGGACAGUUUCGAUGACGACGAUGACGAGGAAGGCGAUGAGGAGGACUAUGAGGACGGUGAACGAGUCGAGAAUGGUCGUGACGACGGGGAAUACAUUGCCGGUGAAGAGGAGGAUGAGCUCGAGCGGGAAGAAACCGAAAGUGCUCGCGGCGAUGUGUCACGACGGGUAAAUGGUACAAACGGAACUUACCAGCAUCGAAGAACCGAACGAACAGGGGCCAUGGAAAAGUUACGGCCUGACCCUCGCGAGCCGAAAUUCACAAACGAAGCGAGAGAGAAAAGCUUUCGAACGUUCUCAACCUCCUCCGGUUCGUCCAAAUCUUCCCAGGUGCAACGAUGGAACGAUUACAACGAUCGUUCCAAAUCAAAGGCCCAUACCCUGGCACAUCCUCCGCUGCCGAAAAUGGGUGAACAACAGUCUUCCAAAUCGAUCGCUUCCAGCAGCACCACUACCACCAACAGCAGCUUAAAACCUUCGGCCAAGCAGCCGGACUCCUUCUUCGCCCACCAGGACAGACCGCCACUGCCGUACAUUUCGAAAAAAGCAACCCCCGGCCAGAGCAAAGCAUCCCCGGUCGCCGUGCCGCCACCGUUUGCCAUGCAGCGCAGCCAAACGGCAUUAGCGCUGAAGCUGUCGAAGCAGCAGCAGUCCCGCAUAGCGGAGUCGAAGCUGAAGGGCAAAUCGUUAAGCUCCAGCAAUCUCUUGCUACUGGACGAUAGCCCGCUGGCGUAUGCGCACGCCUCAUCCGGAAUGGCAGCACUGGGGCCGGGAACGCGCUCCCGCCAGAUGGUGAAUCCGCGCGAGAAAGCCGCCAAAUACAGCUGGCAAGCGAACAGUAUGUCGAUGGAUCAGCUGAAUGCUUCGACUGCAGUAACGAGCCGUGGGGCGGCCGGCGGUCCUGCGCCAUUGGUUGCACCUCACUACCUCGAGUACGGUGAGCCGGCGUUAGGAAACGGUCGCAGUGGGCUGCCUUCUGCCUACCAUCCUCAUCAUCAUCAUCAUCAUCUGCACCAUGACGUUCCACCGCCACUGCCACCCGGACAGCAGCACAUUGUUAUCGACGUUGUGCCGAAACCGUCCCUAAACGGAUCCUUCCCCGGUGGGCCAUUAUCAUCCUCUUCCGCAUCCUCCUCCUCCGUCUACCACCCAGUGCCACCGUUGGGCGCUGUGGUACCAAACAUUCUCGAUCAAACGAUCGGCAUACCGUUAGUACAAGACGAGCCGGACUUUAUCCGACGACCGACGGGAGGGGUACGGAAAGCACCGCCGCCGCCCCUACCCCAGUCCCCCUGGUAUCCGUCCAGCGCAAGCGUGCCGUCGGGCAGCGCUGGCAGCAACAGCAACAACGCACCCCGCACCAUCAUCCACCAGUAUCCGCUCAUCUCGGGCAACAUUCCGUCCAAGUUUCAGCUACAGUCGCAGCAACAUCAGCCACCGUUCGAGCUGCAGAUGGCAACGGCAAGCACGGGAAAGUAUGGCGGUACGCGGAAGAAGCUGGAUGCUCCCACCGCAUCCAUACUUUCGAACGGUGGAAGCAGUCACUCGAGCGCCGGUGGACAACAGUCGCAACAGUCACCUGCUGGUGGCAAUGGAGGAGGCCCGGGAAGUGCACUGAAUCUGGGGGCGACGGGCAGUGGUUCUGCAGCAGGUGGCAGCAGUGGGGCUUCCACCUCUUCCUCGGCCACUACCAAGCGGGACGGUGCGGAGAAGAAUAAAGUAAAGUUCUCCGACACCGUCACGGUUGCCGUUGUGCCGCAGGAAAUACCCCGCAAAGAGAAGCUGAUCGUCGAAAAGCUUCGCAAGCAACCGCUCCAGCCCGGUCCGGUAGGGUACGGACCGUACACGUCCAUUGCCGAUCCAAAGCGCGAGCUGGCCGAAAGUUUGCCCCUGUGCCAUCCGAACGAGGACUAUCUGAAGGAUUUUACACCAAUGCAAGAUCUGAUCAGCAACGGAAGUGGGGAAAUGGAGAAGAAAGAAGAGGAAAAGAAAAUUCCCAACAUCAAGGUGGUUCACUUUGGGGUCGUUUGAUCCACGCGGCGGGAAAGCUCUGAUGCUUCUUCCCUUCCUUCCCUCAUACAAAGCAGUAUUCCCUCCUUGGUUUUAUACGUGUAAUGUACUUUGUAACAGUGUAUUUUAUCGAUGUAAAAUUGAUUUGUUAUCCGUCCACCCGCACAGUAUGGGUUUAACACA
Molecule: messenger RNA, 4880 nt
Organism: Anopheles arabiensis
Lineage: Eukaryota; Metazoa; Arthropoda; Insecta; Diptera; Culicidae
Gene: frtz
Product: WD repeat-containing and planar cell polarity effector protein fritz
Exons: 7
Coding region: 798-4718 (1306 amino acids)
Biological process (GO): cilium organization; establishment of protein localization; nervous system development
Cellular component (GO): axonemal basal plate
Molecular function (GO): protein binding
Source: RefSeq, a predicted model, not a curated record